AUGCCUCAUCCAAAAUCUCUACUUUUCCUUUCUAACCACCCAAGGUGGACCAUAUCAUCUUCAACAGUUUUAUAUUUCUUGGUUUUAAUCAUCUUACCAAACACAAUUUGGGCAGCCACCUUUCGAAUUGGAUUAGUGGGUCCUUGGACAUGUGACCCAUUGAUAGCAAAGGCUCUUCCAGAUGUGGCAGCUCGCCUGGCUAUCUCUGACUUAAACUCAGACCAUAGACUUGCCUCUGGUAUUUGGUUUGACCAUGUGUUAUUGACCCAAGGAUGUUCUGCACCCCGUGCUUUUGCAGCCUUUGCUCUUAUGGAACAUUCAGUGGCUGCUUUUGUUGGACCAGCCAACCCUGCCUAUUGUUCUGCUGCAAGUCUACUUACAAAAGGUUGGAAUAAACCAAUGCUCUCUUGGUCUUGCCUUGGAAUUUUGAGUCCUCUUCCACAUCCAGUUCACAUUAUUUAUGCUGUAUUAAGCUUCUUUCACUGGGCUGGUGUAGCUGUGGUCAUGGCACCGCAAGAGCAUUGGAUUGGUGCUGGUAGAGAGCUAGCCGAUGCUCUCCGUAACUGGGGCCUUCCAGUCGGACCAGUUGUUACCAUGGAAGAGGGGAUAGACGGAGCAAGAGAAGCAUUAAAAAGGGUAAAACGACGGCGAAGAGUGAGAGUGGUGGUCAUGUGCAUGCACUCCGUCUUGAUUGGUGGAGAGGAGCAACGUCAUCUUCUAGAAAUAGCUCAUGAACUUCGCAUGACAGAUGGCACAAUGGUUUUUAUUCCCUAUGACACCCUUCUGUACAGUCUUCCAUAUGACCGCCCUUUCCCUGUCUUCACCAACAAUACAAAACUACGACGUGCAUAUGAUGCUGUCCUCACUGUAACCAUCACCUCUCAGCAUGGCAACUUUUAUGACACUUUUCAAGAUGCAAAAACCAAUGAUGAAGUUCCAAGAGAUAUUGAUCCAAUGGAGGUGUCCCCACUCUUUGCAACUAUCUACAACUCUGUUUAUCUUAUGGCCAGAGUCAUUGAAAGGACUUAUCGAUCAGGACAGAAAAUAACAGCUACAUCCAUUGCACGACAUGUUGGGAAUUUACAAGUGGAAGGUUUUGGCUACCCGCUAAACUUGGAUGAAGAUGGAGACCCCCAGACACCCUAUGUCAUUCUGGAUACAGAUGGGGAGAGCAGAUUACUUACCCCUGCAUACAGUAUUAAUACAGCCACAGGAAACCUACAUUACCUGAGGAAGAUCCAUUUUCCGUUCAAUUAUCAUCCUGGCACGGACUCUGACUGUUGGUUUGAUCGGAGCUCAAUCUGCAUUGGAGGUGUGGAUCCUGCAUUCGUUCUGCUGAUUUUUAUACUGCUUGCAAGCUUUGUGCUUACAGGAGUUUCCCUCACUUGCUACAUAAGGAGAAGAAUUCAGCAAGCCAAACUCAUGAAAGGUCCUAACAAAAUGAUUCUUACCAUGGAUGACUUAGUUUUUAUAUACACUCAAAGCAAAAAGAAAUUGUGUGAUGAUAGCAGGUCCAGUAUACUGGGAAAAAGUGUCAGUGAAAUCAGGACUCCACGUCAUUCCAUAUCUGGGAAAAGUAUUGCAGCAGCUACUCCAUACACAACAAGCGUGGCAGUCUAUGAGGGGGAUUGGGUAUGGCUGAAAAGAUUUCCUGGUGAGAAGCUGGGAGAUAUCAGACCAGCUACGAGGAACGCUUUCUGCACGCUUCGUGAAUUACGACAUGAAAAUGUGAAUCUCUAUUUGGGUAUGUUUAAUGACAUGGGAGUCUUGGGAGUAGUAACGGAACAUUGCUCUCGUGGAAGCCUGGAGGAUCUCAUCCAGAAUCAAGAUAUGAAGCUUGAUUGGAUGUUUAAAUCUUCACUUCUUCUUGAUCUUAUCAAGGGUUUGAAGUUCCUUCAUCACCGGGAAAUAGCUCAUGGACGUCUUAAGUCUAGGAACUGUAUAGUAGAUGGUAGAUUUGUUCUUAAAUUGACAGACCAUGGUAUGAAUCAGCUUUAUGAAGCACAAAGAUUAACUCCAGUUGAAUCCAAACCUGAUGAUCUGUUCUGGACAGCACCAGAAUCCUUACGUGACCCACUUUCAUGUCAGAAAGGUUCCUACCGAGGAGAUGUUUAUAGUUUUGCCAUUAUAAUGCAGGAGGUUAUUAUAAGGGGAACACCUUACUGUAUGUUGGAACUUUCUGCAGACGAAAUAAUACGUAAGGUUCGCCGUCCUCCUCCACUUUGUCGCCCCUCGGUAUCUUUAGACCAAGCCCCUCCUGAAUGUAUUCAUUUAAUGAAACAGUGUUGGAGUGAGCAUCCCGACCGAAGACCAAACAUUGACCAGAUCUUUGAUCAGUUUAAGACAAUAAACCGCGGGCGCAAAACGAACAUCAUCGACUCAAUGCUUCGAAUGCUGGAGCAGUACUCUAGUAACUUGGAGGACCUGAUACGAGAGAGAACAGAAGAAUUAGAGGUGGAAAAGCAGAAGACAGACAAACUUCUCACUCAGAUGCUUCCACCAUCUGUAGCUGAAGCUCUGAAGACAGGUGUCCCAGUGGAACCAGAAUACUUUGACCAAGUUACAAUUUAUUUUAGUGACAUUGUAGGUUUCACAACCAUCUCUUCCUUGAGUGAUCCCAUUGAAGUUGUGGACCUUCUCAAUGAUCUUUACACAUUAUUUGAUGCCAUCAUUGGAUCUCAUGAUGUCUACAAGGUGGAGACCAUUGGUGAUGCCUACAUGGUGGCAUCUGGGCUGCCUAAAAAAAAUGGGACUCGACAUGCAGCUGAAAUUUCUAACAUGUCUCUAGAUAUUCUAAGCUCUAUAGGGUCAUUUAAAAUGAGGCAUAUGCCUGAAGUGCCAGUGAAAAUACGCAUUGGACUGCAUUCUGGGCCAUGUGUAGCUGGAGUGGUUGGACUUACAAUGCCACGAUAUUGCCUCUUUGGUGACACUGUCAACACCGCAUCACGUAUGGAAUCUACCGGGCUUCCUUACCGUAUCCAUGUGAAUGUUAGCACCGUCAACAUCUUGAACUCCCUUAAGGAAGGAUACAAGACAGAAGUGAGGGGCAAAACUGAACUAAAGGGAAAAGGCGUAGAAGAUACUUAUUGGCUAGUAGGAAAGGAAGGAUUUAAUAAACCUUUACCAAACCCUCCAGAUAUCGUGCCAGGGGCGGGUAAUCAUGGAAUCAGCCUUGAUGAAAUUCCGGAGAAGAGGAGAAAGAAGCUUGAGAUGGAGAGGGCCAUAGUCAACAUGCAGAAAAUGAAGUGAUUGAUCUGUCUUGUGCCCAUAACUGUACCAGUAAAAGCCUUUGGCGAAUCAUGUGAACUUAAUGCAGCAUUCCUCUGCUUUUCUGUGGCAAUCUCAACCUUGAUAUUUUCUCCAAUGCUUUGACUUGAUCAAAUCAAUUUGUGAAUACAAAGAUGACUUUUUUGGACAUGUGAUGCAGAUAGUCCAGCCUGAUAUUACAUAUAUCGCGUUGUGGUCCU
Messenger RNA from Bufo bufo (common toad), 3467 nucleotides. It is a transcript of the gene GUCY2D, whose product is annotated as guanylate cyclase 2D, retinal. Bases 1 to 3249 code for a protein of 1082 amino acids. Lineage: Eukaryota; Metazoa; Chordata; Amphibia; Anura; Bufonidae. The record is from RefSeq and is a predicted model, not a curated record. Gene Ontology annotation, molecular function: guanylate cyclase activity; peptide receptor activity; ATP binding. The transcript has 18 exons. Gene Ontology annotation, biological process: protein phosphorylation; intracellular signal transduction; receptor guanylyl cyclase signaling pathway.